Centruroides sculpturatus (bark scorpion) is the source of this 2091-nucleotide messenger RNA. RefSeq names its product KRAB-A domain-containing protein 2-like. Gene Ontology annotation, biological process: DNA integration. The transcript has a single exon. NCBI's taxonomy places the organism in Eukaryota, Metazoa, Arthropoda, Arachnida, Scorpiones, Buthidae. The record is from RefSeq and is a predicted model, not a curated record. The coding region runs from base 284 to 2056 and encodes 590 amino acids. Gene Ontology annotation, molecular function: nucleic acid binding.
UAAAUGCUCGAACUAUGGUAAAUCCUAAGAUCUUCCAGUAAAACCUAAGAUUUACCAAAUCUUUGUGGUAAAAGUCCGAAAUGUUCUGCGAUCAUCGCUAAUUUUGAACUUUUACCAGCAUUUACUCGGUAUAUCUUAGGUUUUACCUCAGAGACAUGGUAAAUGUUGAAAAAAUAGUCACCGCCUUCGCUCGCCACAUUUCAUCGUUUGACACGUUAGAACACGCACGUUAAUUCUAAUCUUGUUUGAGAUUUCGUUGUCUAAAAGUUAUUUAUGAAUCAAGAUGAGUAUGAAACGGAGAUUUUAUGAAAUAAUGGACGAGCUCGUUGCAAGCAAGAAAGAUAAUAACUUUUAUCUUAAUAGGGACAAAUACGCAAAGUGUUUGGAGGAAGUAAAAGCUGCAAAGAACAUGAAAAAGAAACAAGCUGUUCAUUACAGGCGUAUAAAGCGUUACGACAUUUUGACUAUAGGCGGCGAAGAAAAACUAAUUGCACCUAUGAAGGAGGAGGAUGGAGAAAUAAGGUAUUACAUUUGUUACGAGGACUUAUUCAAUAUUCUCGAAGAAACACAUGUUGCUGUUGGCCACGGUGGAAGGACACGGAUGCUUAAGGAAUGUAACCGCAAGUAUAAAAAUGUAACAGUUGAGGCUACUAUGACAUAUUUGAAGCUAUGUCAACCUUGCCAAAAGAAACAGAAGACUUUGAAAAAGGGCAUUGUCGUCAGACCUAUACUUCACAGUGAAAUGAACUCACGCUGUCAGGUUGAUCUAAUAGAUCUACAAACUACCCCAGAUGGAAAUUAUAAAUUUAUUUUAGUUUACCAAGACCAUCUUACCAAAUUUGUGAUCCUUCGUGCGCUUCAAACUAAACGCGCCGUAGAAGUUGCAUACCAUCUUUUGGAUAUUUUCACCACUUUUGGAGCGCCGAGCAUCCUUCAUUCCGAUAAUGGUCGAGAAUUCUCUAACCAAGUUAUUGAGAGUUUAUGCUCCAUGUGGCCGGAUGUAAAAAUCGUACAUGGAAAGGCAAGACAUAGCCAAAGUCAAGGAUCAGUGGAGCGUGCUAAUCAAGACAUAGAAAAUAUGUUGAGCACGUGGAUGGAAACCAAUCAGUUAUCAAAGUGGUCAGAGGGUUUAAGAUUCAUCCAGGCAAUGAAAAAUAGAGCAUAUCACGAGGGAAUCAAAUGUUCCCCCUACGAAGCAAUGUUUGGUUGUCCAAUGAAAAUGGGCCUUGCAACUUCAGCAAUCCCUAGUGAUAUGAUUAGAGUUAUAAGAUCUGAAGAAGAUUUAGAGAAGUUGUUGCAUUCGCAUGACAAUACGGAACAAAAUAAUGACGUCGAAAAUGCAAUCGAACAGGACAAGGAAGAAAGCAUUGUUGAAAAUGAGUCAGAAGGGGAUAUAGACAAUAGCACUCUCAACGAUAAAACACAAGAAGAUGAAAUGAUUAUUACUGAGAAAAUGAAGGCGAAGCAAAUAACCGAUGAUUCCAAUGUAACGAUUCAGAGAGAUACCGAUUCAGAGACAGAAAACAUGAUUGAGUCUCAGGAAGUUCUUGUAACUAUAGAGCCAAUACCAAAAAAGAUAGAAUCUGUAGUGACUAUAAGAAACAACGCAAAAUUGAAUUUGGAAAAACAAGCUGAAAAAAUGAAAGCCACGUCUGUUGAUAAAUAUCCAAAUGUGAAAAUUGGCCAAAAUGUAAGACUGAAAGUGCCUGAAAUUGACAAAGCUAAAACCGACCCGAAAAGCGUUAUUGCAGUUGUAGUAGAUGUAAAGGACAACGAGUUUUACCAACUAGGUACCAAAAUUGGAGUACUAAAGCAGCUUUAUACACAAAAUCAAUUUACUUCAUGCCCUGAAGACUUUAUCAAGAUAGAAGAAGUUGUUAAAGGUAAAGAAGUGAGUCUUCGAGAAGUUGUCGCAAAAUUGUCUUUGACCGGAGGACAAGGUUUCAAGAAGUGCAACUGCUUAAAAAAAUGCCUAACGAAGAAGUGCGCUUGCAAGUCAUCAGGAUUACUUUAUAAUUCUAAAUGCCAUGAUAGCUCUCCAUGUUGUAACAAGUAAAAUCCUUUUUUACUUUUAUUAAAUGAACAAUGAAU